CGAGCAUACACGGAAGUGACGCGCGGUGCUCAAAAGAGUUAAGCCAAAGCAUCUGGGGACAAAACACCAGCUAGCUCAGUUUUUAUUGAGCAGCGGAGGACCGGAGCAAGGAACGGAACACACGGCGGAGACGGUUAACGCAACUAAGCCCACGGCCACCAUGAAUCCUGUAUACAGCCCUGCACCAACAGGGGUCCCCUUCCCCAACUCCAAGGGUUUGAGCUAUCCAGCAGCUGGAUUCCCUGUCGGUUAUGCGACCGCCGCACCGGCAUACAGUCCCGGCGUUUAUGCAGGAGGGAAUCCAGGCUUCCCCAGCGGCUACGCUACCGGCACUGCGUUCAAAAUGUCCUGCUCUCCCAACACGGGGACCGUCCCUCCGUACUCCUCCUCUCCGAACCCCUACCCCGCCGCCGUUUACCCGGUUAGGAGCACCUAUCCCCAACAGAGCCCCUACGCGCAGGCGUUAAUACCCUCCCAACAGCAAGGCACGUAUUACACGCAGCCGCUGUACGCCGCUCCGCCUCACGUCAUCCACCACACGACGGUGGUCCAGCCCAAUGGGAUGCCGGCGGCCAUGUACGCCCCGCCCAUCCCUCCUUCUCGCCCCAACGGUGUAACCAUGGGGAUGGUAGCCGGCACGACCAUGGCCAUGUCAGCAGGUACCCUGUUGACAAGUCCAUCACCAGCACCCGUUGCCCACCAUCCAGUUACGAUGCCCACAUAUCGGCCCCCCGGCACCCCCAGCUACAGUUAUGUGCCCCCUCAGUGGUGAAGAGACCGAAGUGUCGGAGAGGCGGUAGAUAUGCAUUCACACUCUACUCCAGUGUUUUUUGCUCUCGGUGGCAGCCUGCCCUCGCAGCGCCUGCAGCCACUUAGUCUUCUUCCAGCAUAAUGUGAAUCUAAAACCCAACUAACAUAGAUCAGAGCUCGUUCGAAGCGGGAGGGGGGCUUGGAAGAGUAGGCCCCAUCCCCAAUAAUAAAAAGAAAAAAAAAACCUCUUAUAGCCACAAGGAUGCAUUCCACUCCCCUUUGCUCCUCCUCCUCCUCCUGCUCCACUCCCCGUCAGCAUCAGCACCUCCACAGCCCGGCCGCAUAUCUAACAUCAAACUGCAAAAACCUCCAGGCGAACCUUUUGCGGACUGUCAUGCAGGUUUUUAUAGCUUAAACUCUGAAGUGGUAAAAGGGAGUUCUGAUUUUCUUUUUUCUUGUUUUUUUUUUUUUGUUUGUUUGUUUUUUUUUUUUAUUUGGAGGAUACCUAUGACUUUGAAUGCAUGUGUGUGUGUAUGUACAUAAAUAUAUAUAUAAAUAGAUAUAUGAAGUAACGCUAGCUUGAUCUACCUGCUGUGACAGAUGCAAAGUCAAUAAAAGGCACACGUCCAAAGGAACUUAAAAAAAAAUAAUUAAAAAAAAGUAAUAAUCUGCAAUGCUGAAUCACCAGUGACCAUCUCAUUAAUGUGAAAGGGAAAAAAAAGGUUUUAAUGCAAAAAAAAAAAAAA
This is a messenger RNA of Fundulus heteroclitus (mummichog), 1496 nucleotides long. It is a transcript of the gene fam168b, whose product is annotated as family with sequence similarity 168 member B. The record is from RefSeq and is a predicted model, not a curated record. Bases 161 to 772 code for a protein of 203 amino acids. Lineage: Eukaryota; Metazoa; Chordata; Actinopteri; Cyprinodontiformes; Fundulidae. The transcript is spliced from 7 exons.